ACUCGGACAUAGCCUAGCGGGUACACAGUCGUCGGUUUUACGAAUCGCCGGUUGUUCGGAAAACUGUUGCGCUUACCGCUGCCAAAUCGGAAUAGUUCAAAAUGAGUGGAUCUGGUAAGAGCCUUCUUGGUCUAUGGCUUUACCGAACUGGAGAAGAUUGGACUUUGAGGGAGACAUCUCAAACAGCUUCGAGAUCUGCAGUGAGUGGUCGAUCAGAUCCAACAAGACUCGAUUCGAGAAACUCUGUAAUAUUCUCGUUGAAAAAUCAAGUUGGUGGACUAGCUCGAGCGCUUCAGGUUUUUCAAGAUUUAGGUGUCAAUGUUUUGCACAUUGAAUCUAGACCAUCUCACCGUAGAAAAUCAGAAUUCGAAAUUUUGGUAGACGUGGAAUGCGACAAUAAAAAAAUGGAGCAGUUGACUGGAAUGUUAAAGCGUGAGGUUGCAGCUAUAAAUUUAGCGACGUAUGAGAGUGGUGCCGAAGUACCACCUCCUACCCCGAUGUCAGCAACGGCCAGUUUCGAUUUCUCAGAGUUUGAGCUUCCGUGGUUUCCGAAAAAAAUUUCUGAUUUGGAUAGAGCUCAACGAGUAUUAAUGUAUGGAACAGAGUUAGAUGCUGAUCAUCCUGGAUUUAAAGAUCCCGUUUAUCGGAAAAGGCGUGUCGAAUUCGCAAACAUAGCAAACUCUUAUAAAUAUGGACAUCCAAUACCAAGAGUUCAGUACACACCAGAAGAAAUCAAGACGUGGGGUACCGUGAUGCGUGAACUCCACAAAUUGUACGUGAAGCACGCGUGCAGGGAAUACUUGGAGAACUGGCCAGAACUUGUUAAGUACUGCGGUUACCGGGAAGACAACAUUCCACAGUUACAAGACGUUAAUAUAUUUUUGAAACGUAAAACUGGUUUUCAAUUACGACCGGUUGCCGGGUACUUGUCGCCGAGGGAUUUUCUAUCAGGACUGGCUUUUCGCGUAUUCCAUUGCACGCAGUAUAUCAGACAUUCGUCAGAUCCAUUCUACACACCGGAACCCGAUUGUUGCCAUGAGCUAUUGGGCCACAUGCCACUAUUGGCUAAUCCCACGUUUGCACAAUUUUCGCAAGAACUAGGACUCAACUCGUUGGGUGCCAGUGACGAGGACGUCGAAAAGUUAGCAACAUUAUACUUCUUCACCGUGGAAUUCGGAAUGUGUAAACAAGACGGUGAAAUGAAAGUUUAUGGAGCUGGGUUGUUAAGCUCGGUGGCGGAGUUACGACAUGCGAUUGAAACUAACGAUAAAAUAAAGCGAUUCGAUCCCGAAGUUACGUGUCACCAAGAAUGCAUUAUAACAUCGUACCAAAAUGCCUACUAUUAUAGUGAGACAUUUGAAGAAGCUAAAGAAAAAAUGAGAGAAUUUGCCGAUAGUAUUCAAAAGCCGUUUGGUAUACGUUACAACCCUUACACGCAGAGCGUGGAAAUUUUGAGCAAUACAGACAAAAUCGUGGCUUUAGUGUCGGAGCUAAGAGGUGACUUAUGUAUCGUAAGCAAUGCACUGAGAAAAAUACACGCUGAAGACGAAGCAGUCGAGAAUAUCAAUAAUAUGUUACACAAAGGAAUGAACGUGGGUGGAAUAUCUCCGGAAAAGUCUCCUGAGAAGAAGUAAAGGCAUCUUGAAGAAAUUGGAUCUUCACACAUUAAUUAUAAGAAAUAAUCAGUUAUUUAUCAAAACAUUUUAAUCAGUUAAGAUACUUUAUUAAUGUUAUUAUUAUAAUUAUUAUUAUUACAUUAUCGUGUUGAAGUAAAACGUAAUGGUGAGCGAUUAGAAUCGUAAAAUUAGUUUUAUCGAUGUUUUAUUUAUUGUUAUUAAAUUAGUUGAUGGUAGAUUUUUGACUUAGAAAUUAAGAAUAUAUGAUGCAUUAACUCUGAUAUUUUUAUAGACAUGUCGCGCUGUAUGUGUAUCAUAAUUAACCAAACGAUUAUUAUAUUGUUAUUAUAUUGCAAUUUUUUCGCUAACUGUUAGCUGUAGAUGUUCGAUUGUACCGAAACCUAUAGUUAUAUCUACGUUUAAGAUUAUUGAAUUAGUAGUGAAAUAUGGUUCUAUAAAAAUCUUGCCUAAAAAAAAUAAUAUUAGUGAGUUGUCGUUUCCUCGUACGUAUAAAAUGUUUUUUCUAAAUAUUUAAGUUCUUAA
Molecule: messenger RNA, 2159 nt
Organism: Melanaphis sacchari
Lineage: Eukaryota; Metazoa; Arthropoda; Insecta; Hemiptera; Aphididae
Gene: Trhn
Product: tryptophan 5-hydroxylase 1
Exons: 11
Coding region: 102-1634 (510 amino acids)
Biological process (GO): serotonin biosynthetic process; aromatic amino acid metabolic process
Cellular component (GO): neuron projection
Molecular function (GO): tryptophan 5-monooxygenase activity; iron ion binding
Source: RefSeq, a predicted model, not a curated record